Molecule: messenger RNA, 945 nt
Organism: Monoraphidium neglectum
Lineage: Eukaryota; Viridiplantae; Chlorophyta; Chlorophyceae; Sphaeropleales; Selenastraceae
Product: extracellular signal-regulated kinase 1/2
Exons: 5
Coding region: 1-945 (314 amino acids)
Biological process (GO): intracellular signal transduction; protein phosphorylation
Cellular component (GO): nucleus; cytoplasm
Molecular function (GO): MAP kinase activity; ATP binding
Source: RefSeq, a predicted model, not a curated record
AUGGCCGACCAGACUGCGCAGCAGCAGCCCCAAGCCGGAUCUGGCGGAGGCUCGGCCAGCUCAAAUGUUCCGCAGCGCAAGGAGUGCAACAUCCCUGGCAAGGCUUGCUGGGUGCUCUGGCGCACCAACUUUGAGAUAGACCAGCAUUAUCAGCCGAUCAAGGCUAUUGGCAAGGGCGCAUAUGGCGUCGUCUGCAGCGCCAAGAACCUGGCGACCGGCGAGAAGGUGGCCAUCAAAAAGAUCGCCAACGCCUUCGAGAACCUCACCGACGCGCGCCGCACGCUGCGCGAGAUCAAGCUGCUGCGCCACCUGCGGCACGAGAACAUCAUAGCCGUGAAGGACAUUCUCCGGCCGCCCGCCAGGGACCGCUUCAACGACGUUUACCUGGUGUACGAGCUCAUGGACACAGAUCUGCACCAGAUCAUCCGCAGCAGCCAGCCGCUCACCAACGAGCACUUCCAGUACUUCGUGUACCAGGUGCUGCGCGGCCUCAAGUUUGUGCACAGCGCCAACGUGCUGCACCGCGACCUCAAGCCCAGCAACCUGCUGCUCAACGCGUCGUGCGACCUCAAAAUCUGCGACUUUGGGCUCGCGCGCACCAGCACUGAGCGCAACUUUAUGACGGAGUACGUCGUGACGCGCUGGUACCGCGCCCCCGAGCUGCUGCUGUCCUGCGACCACUACACCGCGGCCAUAGACAUGUGGAGCGUCGGCUGCAUCCUCGCGGAGCUGCUGGGGCGGCGGCCGCUCUUCCCAGGUAAGGACUAUGUCGACCAGCUCAAGCUGAUCGUCAAAACCCUCGGCCCCCCCAGCGAGGACGACCUCAGCUUCAUCAACAGCAGCAAAGCGCGCGCGUACAUACGCGCGCUGCCCGCCGUCGAGGUGGGGAACACGAGUGCCUCGGGGCUGCCGCCGCCGCGGCCGCUGUGGCCGGCGGGAAUUUGA